Molecule: messenger RNA, 344 nt
Organism: Anopheles aquasalis
Lineage: Eukaryota; Metazoa; Arthropoda; Insecta; Diptera; Culicidae
Gene: ND-MWFE
Product: NADH dehydrogenase (ubiquinone) MWFE subunit
Cellular component (GO): respiratory chain complex I
Source: RefSeq, a predicted model, not a curated record
UUGUGUCUGUGUUGCGUGCGUGCGUGCGUGAAAACGGAGCGACUACCAAAACAAGAUGUGGUUCGAAAUUUUGCCCUCGUUCGGGAUAAUUACGGCCGUCCUGUCCGUUCCAGGCUUCGCCCUUUAUGGAUUGCACAAGCUGACGCUGGAUAAUGCUUACCGGCGCAACACCGACGAGAGAUGGGAACGCUUGAUGUACGUCCGGGAUAUGCGAUUGACCGGCAAUCCCUACCAGUGCAACGGCCUGGAGGCUAUCCCGGAUAAGUAAAACGGCGGUACCCUAGGGCAAUUCGAUGUGGUAACUGUUGGUUGAAUGUAGAAUAAAGCGCAGGUUACAAACCGGA